Molecule: messenger RNA, 1584 nt
Organism: Phalaenopsis equestris
Lineage: Eukaryota; Viridiplantae; Streptophyta; Magnoliopsida; Asparagales; Orchidaceae
Product: basic leucine zipper 23-like
Exons: 2
Coding region: 493-1284 (263 amino acids)
Biological process (GO): regulation of transcription by RNA polymerase II; DNA-templated transcription
Molecular function (GO): RNA polymerase II cis-regulatory region sequence-specific DNA binding; DNA-binding transcription factor activity, RNA polymerase II-specific
Source: RefSeq, a predicted model, not a curated record
CUCCCCUUUCACUCUCUUCCCUGCAUCGCUCCCCUUUUCCCAGUUUCGACCAAAACCCUUCCCCUCCUCUUCUGGUUUUUGCGCAAAACGUCGCCUUUCUGACCGAACCCUCGCGAUACAGUCGCAAUUAGAGCCAACUGGGAAGGCAACGGCGUGAUCGUGGCGUACAGAGACCCGAAACUCCCAUCUUCCUUCUCCUUCCGCACUGCUUCUACCCGAAGCCAUGGAGGCAGAUGGAGGAAGGUGAAUUCAUAACUUCCUUUUCGAGUGGGAAUCUCCUAUGUGGGGUCCGAGGUAGCAUUUGAGUCUAACCAUCGAGCUUCUCCAAUGACGAGGUUUCAAAUUUCUUCAAUUUCAAGUUAUUCAUGCCGCGGCUAUUGAAUUUGGUUCUAUUCUCUUUCAAUUCGUGAUCAAGCCUGCAAAUUUAGUUUCGUCCGACUUGAAUUCUGGAUUGCAGUUUGUGCAAUUAGGUUUUUUUUUCACGUCGGGGUGAUGGAUGAUCCCGAUUUAGAUUUUUCGAAUCCGGAAGUCUUUUCGGGACCUAAUGCAGGAGAGGAACUACCGAGCAGCUGUUCGAUGGACAGUUUCUUUGAUGAGAUCCUCAAAGACACCCAACAUCAUUCUUGUACUCACACUCACACCUGCAAUCCUCCUGGUCCUGAUCUAUCUCACACCCACACCUGUUUCCAUGUCCACACUAAGAUUCUUUCGGCUCCAACUGACGAGACUGCGGAGUCUGCUGAGAAGGGCUCAAACAAGAAACGAUCUUUUGGCAACAGGGAGGCGGUGAGGAAGUACAGGGAGAAGAAGAAGGCUCGAGCGGCAUCUCUGGAAGAUGAAGUUGUUCAGUUGAGAGAAAUCAAUCAGCAAUUGAUGAAAAAGCUGCAGGGGCAAGCUGCUUUGGAAGCUGAGGUUGCGAGGCUUCGCUGCUUGCUUGUUGAUAUAAGGGGGAGAAUAGAGGGAGAGAUUGGAUCUUUUCCUUAUCUGAAACCAAUGAAAGUGGGAGGAGACUCAAUUUCACAGAUGCCACAGCCAAACUAUAUGAAUGGCGCCCAUGCUCAGAAUCCUUGUGAUUUCAGAUGUGAUGAUCAGGCUUAUUGCUUUCUCCCUGCGAUGCAGGGGAAGAAUGGGGUUGAAGCCAGUUUAAUGCACCAGGCUCACGGAAGCUGUGAGAUUGGAAACAUUCAAUGCAUGGGGAGCUCGACCACUGGGUCUAAGGAGAUAUUGGGAUGCGGUGGAGGGAAUGUGAUUAAUGCUGGUGGCUCGAGUAAGAUGGAUAAUUGAAAAGGGGCUUAUGCUGCAAUGGAAGGCUGAACCCGACCUCUUUUAGAGGAAUAGUUUGCUUUUGAAGAUGGCAGAGUUUAGUGGGUCUGUUUUUCUGCUCAUCUGUCUGCUUUGCAAAGAAGAAUCUCAUAUUUAUAUUUGUUGCUUUCUACUUAUGUAAGUCAUGUACAGAAGAAGCUGUGUUGGACAAAGCUACAGAUUUUGGUAAAGCUUGGGCAAGAUGGCUCUAAUCUUAUAAUGUAUUUUGCUUCAAAUUUUGGAACAUGAAACCAUGAUUUAAGUUCAGGUUUUGUUGUUUUA